Messenger RNA from Durotheca rogersii, 3785 nucleotides. RefSeq names its product Spc97/Spc98 family protein. The transcript is spliced from 2 exons. Gene Ontology annotation, biological process: spindle assembly; microtubule nucleation; mitotic cell cycle. The record is from RefSeq and is a predicted model, not a curated record. Bases 671 to 3115 code for a protein of 814 amino acids. Gene Ontology annotation, molecular function: gamma-tubulin binding; microtubule minus-end binding. NCBI's taxonomy places the organism in Eukaryota, Fungi, Ascomycota, Sordariomycetes, Xylariales, Xylariaceae. Gene Ontology annotation, cellular component: centrosome; equatorial microtubule organizing center; gamma-tubulin complex.
GCGUUACCUACCGAGGUACCUAGGUACCUAAGGUAGUAAGUUAUGCAUAGCAUAGCAUAGCAUCGCAUCGCAUAGCAUAGAAAUGUACUACGUACAUGUUUCGAACCUCUCGCCAACCUCACCCGCGCUAGCAAAAUCCGUGUGGUAAGUAUGUAGGCUUAGCUUAGUUUUCAAGAUGCGACGACGAGCCAGACAACCGUCCCUAUAACCUCAUAUACAUACGCUGUCCCAACCAGAUUCGACGGUGGGCGUGUACACAUCUCGGGCGCGCGCCGUUUGAAAAGGAAAAGAGAGAGAGAGAGCAAACACAACCACCAAGGCCUAUCCUUACCACCCUCUGCUAACCAACCUCUCUCCCUACCGCCUAACCUCUACUGCCUCCUGUUUGGAUCAUACCCACCCAAUUCUCUUCUCACCGACUUCCCCGACACCCUCGAUCCCCGUCUCGAUGCUAGACUUAGAGGGCACCGACGGUAUUACACUUGUCCGUUCCGAUGUGCCGCUACGAAUGUCUCGGGUCUAUCAUUCUUCUGCUCCAAAAUAUCAGCGAUAAGCUUAGGCCUAGGAAACCCACACGUGCCUCGCAAGGGUACAGCUGAGAGAAUCGCGGUGCUCUUGUACGGGUGCCAGGACGUUGUCCCCGGCCUUAACACCGCGCAACGCCGCCUCCAUGCUCCACGAGGUCUUGCUCUCCCUCUCGGGGCACCCAUCCCCCCUGCUCAGGAAUGCCCGCGCGGGCCCCGGGACCCAGUCCAUCGUUUCGCCGCCGGAGAGGGAACUGCUGAGGACGGCCGGGCAUCUGAGUGACCUCCAGUGCAAGCUCAUAAGCUAUACCGCACACAUCAGCGCGUCCCAUCCGUCGGUCAUAUGCCGCGCAGUUUCCACCGCUAUCAAUUCCAUCUACCUAGCCGCCUUCCAGAGGAAGGUGUUAGAAGUAGAGGCAAGCAUCCUUCGACAGGAUGCCUCACUCGUAGGCGCCUAUAACAUCGUGCCUCUGACUGCCGUCAUUGGCGAAUUCUCCGAGUGGAAUCGGCGCAUGGAGUGGCUAUGGGACUUGGUCCAGUUCCUCUUCGAGGAGAACGAGGGUUCCCCUUGUCGGACGUCACAUCUCAUCAAUAGGCUGCGCGACGAGCUUCGAACCGGAUACGCUGACAUCGGAGAGACUGCGCUCGCUCUCGUCAAAGUUGCCGAGGCUGCAUGGCUGAAGCAAGUGGCGGCCUGGGUCCUGUACGGGCGAAUACCGAUUCUAGGGGAUAAGGAUUUCUUCAUCCGGAGAGAUUUUGAUGCCGAACAAGGGUUCUCCGUCGAAUACAGUUUACUGCCGUCAUUCGUGACGCCGUCUGCUGCCGCGUCGAUGCUAUUCAUCGGGACAUCGUUGAAUCGGGUGAAACCCCGGGCCGGCAUAGAACCAAGCGGUAGCCGACCUGACCAUCUUUCAUCUCAGCUUCAGACGCUUGCCGACCUAGAGUCUCCUCUCAGCAGCGCGGCGUUUUCGAGGGCUAUCACGUCGAUUCGACUCACGCUCUCCCGGACAACUCUACAGAAGCUUCUGCCGCUGACCAAAAUCCUUGAGAUGCUUAGGCUCUAUCGGAGCUUUUUCCUACUCGGUCGUGGCGAAUUCGCGAUGGCCUUAACGCAGCAAGCUGCCGAAAUCAUCCGCAGCCGCUGGCGACGUGCCGAUAACCUGGCCUACGAGAAGCGCUCCGGACUAGGCAAUAUCGUAGUCAAAGAAGGCGAGGUGACAGCGGUUCUGAACAAAACAUGGGCAGUCUUGAGCUCGAUGCAGAGCCAGCACGCAGAUGAAGACGAGGAGCUCGAAUUGGCUAGGGAUCUCCUACGACUAGAUCUGUCCAAGACGAAACCACUUACGCCCAUGAAGGUCAAAGCUGGUGCUGGCAGCGUAUCGCCCGGCAACAUUGCGGCCACCCCCUUCAAAAACCUCCUUUUCUCCGUCCCCGCCGUCCUCACAUCUCAAAUUCCGCCACCGCUGGACCUCUUCUUGACCGCGUCCGACGUGCAAGUCUAUACCGCGAUCAAUUCCUACCUCUUAUCGAUCCGCCGCUCGCACCUCCACCUCACGGACCUAUGGAAGAUAACGUCCCUCCGCCGCCACCACCCGCCGCCGCCUAGGCCUCCGUACAGCACCACGAAGGGCGGCAUCGCGAGGACGCGCGUCCUCCGCGAGCGCUGGUCGGCCCGCUCCUCGGCGAUGCGGAGCGUCUGGAGUACCAGCAGCGCUGCAAUCUUCUUCCUAGCCGAGACCGAAGCCUAUCUCCAAGUCGAGGUUGUGGAGGGGCUGUGGGACGACUUCCACGCCUGGCUGACGACGGGUCGGAGAGAGCACGCUAGGCAGCACAGCCGACCGCCCUCCACAUACGGCACCCGACCAGGCACCGACGCCUCCUCGUCCUCCGAUGACGACGACGACGACGACGACGGCAAUAAAGACGGCGCCCGGACGAAAACAGCCUCGCAGCCGGAGGGGUCUCGGGCGGAGGACGGGGUCCCGCACCACCACCACGACCCGCAGACGCUCGCGAUCGCGCACCGGCUGUACCUGCGGACGCUGACGCGGCGGCUGCUGCUGACGCGGGAGGCGUUCACGGACGCGCUGUACGAGCUGCUCGUGGAGGCGGACCGGCUGGCGGCGCUGGCGGGGCGGCUGCACGGGAUCUGGGGGGCGGCGGACCUGGAGGCGGACGAGGGCGUGGUGGACGCCUUCUCGGACCUGGCGGCGGAGGAGGCGGACGCGCGCGCGGCGAUCCGCGACGCCGAGGCGCGCGUCCGCAGCGCCGUCGAGGCCGUCGUCGGCGUCCUCCGCGCCCUCAGCAUGGACAACGCGUUCGCGGCCGAGCUCGAGGACGGCGACGCCGCCGCCGCCGCAGUCGGGGCGGCGGAAGCGGCGGACCGGACCGCGGGCGCCGCGGUUGACGGCGCGGACGACGUCGGUGCCGACGGCCUGGACGAGGACGGCGCCGCCAGGUACACGCCCCGCCGCGUCGGCGGCAUCGACCGCCUGCUGAUGAAGCUCGACUUCGGCGGGUGGUUCGACGCCGGGCGGGCGGCGGCGCACGACGGCGAGGACCUCGGGGACCUCGGGGACGACGUGUUUUGAUAGGCGCUUCCGCUCCCUCCUCCUCCCCCCUUCUCUCCCACCUCGUCUACCCCCUACCCUACCUACCUACCUGCCCAAGACCACCUCUACGUCUUCCUCCCUAGCCCAACGAUGACGGCAUCGGCGCCGCGCGAUAACCCAACCGGCCGGCAAGAUAGCCUAAACAAAUCCCCUUCCCCCCCCUUUCACACAUCCCGGAUAAAGGGGUUCGUCGCUUACGCGCACAAAUAGGCUUACGCCGGUUUAUCGCUAUACGCGAUAUAUCUGCCCGACCUUUGCCUGCCUACCUACCUAACCUCCGUCGCCCGUCUCUUCCUUCGUCCCAGCCCAACCCGAGCCCAGCCCAGCAGCUCAGAGGCCCAGCCCAAGCCCUCCCCUCCCAGCAUACUAGGGCGGCGCCCCGAGCUUUCGUCUCCAGCGCCCGCCGCCGCGCCCGCGUUAGCUAGCUAGCGAGGUAGGAUCGAUAUAGAUGAUGAUGGUUCGGUAAUUUGCUGGGCGGCGACCGGCAGGGCGGGCGUGGACGGGCUAGACAGUUGGGAGGGCGGUUUUUUUUUUUUUGCCACAGCGCCAGAAACGCGUGAUAAAAACAAAAGAUAUUACCUACGUGUUACGUUUUAAUUUCGGUGGCUGUUAUGUCACAAUUUAAAGCAUGCUAAAAGAGGGACGCGGG